AUGACGACGGGCAUGAACGAUUCGCAGUUCAGGGAAACGCUGGACCUGAUCAACAACAACAUCAACGACGACGACAACGAGUUGUGGGUGGCCAUCGCCGCUCUUGUCAUCUCUCUUAUUGCUUUACUUGCUUCGUUAUUACAAGUUGCUCAGCAAUACUACGCCUCGGCGGCCGGAUACUCAAGUUGCGACGACAAAGCGAUAGGGCUGUGGGAACAAGGAAGGAGAAGAGUGCUCAAGCCUUACGAGUUCCGAUUCGAGGUUCAAUUUGAGGCGCCCGUCAUCUUUCUUUGCCGCCCCGGCAACGAGAACGGCCCUGUCAAAAAACAGCCGAUUUUGUUCAUCGACGGAUCUCAAAAGAGCCUCGAGGAGACAUGGACAUCGCUAGGAGCAGCCCAGCCUAGCACCGAGAAGGAAAUCAAACGUGCGGUACACACGGCCGACAACGAGCUGGCCUCUUGGGUUACUCUUCUCUCAGCACUGCAAAGAAUGGAGCACGAGUCUAGAGAAUGGCAAAAGCAGAAGUAUGACAACGAGACAAAACAGCAGCCGCCUCCGAAAGCCGACGCUCCUAUCAAUGCGCUUGAGAAUAUCGACGGAAUACUCGACUCGGUGACUGCUAGUUACAGUUUGACUGUAGCACUACAGAAGAAGCUUAAGAGCUGGGACACGAUGCCAUCCAGCAUCAAGAAGCCUUAUGCUACUACAACCUGGUGCCACAUCGUAGAGAUGAUUGCGUUGCUUGGUAUCUACUGGGUUGAGUUUGACCGGACGAAUGACAGGUACCGAGCUGAAGGUAACGGGUACACCGUCACUGGAUCCAAGGUCAGCGAGCUGGGCAUCAUGUUCACUUUCCAGGUACAUGGACGCAACCGCUUCGAGUCCAAUCGCGUAAUUCCUGUCGACGAGGUCAAGGAGCUUUGCUUCGGCUUUGUUCCAACGAUUUACAAGUCAAAAUCAGACGAUCGACGUCUCAAUCUUCCUAUUGGGGAAUCCCGGGACUUGUCUAACUUGAACUUUGCGACCAUGGACGAGAUCGCAGAAACUCUGGUGUUGAUCGGCUGCAACACGAAUACAGUCAGAUACUUCUCUGACAACAAGACGACAACGAAGCUUGGUCAUCUUUUCCCAGUUGCAUUCGAGAUUGUUGGCAUGCUUGGACAAACUCUUCAUAUUGACAGAAGUGUGUUCCGUUUGCUUCCGAAUCCAACUCUUUUCAAAUGGGAUACGAAGAACUUUGAUCUGCCGAGGCUGCUCGAUGCAUAUGCCUACCAGCUUAAGAAGCUCUACGGCGGAAAGAGGAACCCCAGCGAUGAGGCGAGGCAAAUCUGGAGGCAUAUCAAGAUUUUGCAGAAGGAAAUCAAGCCAGCGCCGGCGAAUCGACGCGCCGAACUGAGCUUGCCGCUCAUGAGCGCCCUACAUGCUGCACUCGACGACACUGACGAUAUCCUGACAUUCAGGAGGAAAGAGACCCGCCCAACCAUGCACAGGGAAUACACAACCAAGUCCAAACUCAUGCGAUCCAUCUCGGAUAAGCCUGGAAACGUGCUGGGAGACCAUACAGAAUCGGCCUACGAGGUGGAACGACGUGAAAUGGUCCGGUACGUGCUUCGCAGCCAUAUCCAGGAGGUUCUUUCUGGCUUCAAUCCCCAACCUGGCAAACGCACUCAAGACGCCUCCGGCUAUCCUGCAACCACGACCACAAAAACCAAAUCACGCUUUGAGGCCAUUGACGCGGCUCCUCCGGAGCUCAAGCAAGCCAAGCUCAUGGAAGUGUACUUCAAAACGGUGCGGCAAAAGGUCAUAGACGAGUCACAGAAGUCGACGGAUCGGCGAGCGGAGGAGACCAAACCCAAGGCAGCGCCGGCGCCGGCAGGCUACGGUCUCAAGCGUGCGACCACGGCGCGUACAACGCGAACAGUCGCAACAAUCGAGUCUUCGGACGAAGAGUCAGAGGAGGAGAUUGCGUUCGAACACUUGCCUGAGAUUGAAGAUGACAAGGAAGAGAUUGACUUGCUGGAUGAGGACACGUCCCAUGAGACCACCCACGAGGACAUCUGGUGCACGCUCGUGUUCCGGAUGAUUUGCUGGCUCAUGCUUCACGACUUCCACAAGAACGACGUCCAACUGCCCAAGAGUGAGCUUUUUGGCAGUCGGUUGCCUGUGUACAUUGCUUGA
This is a messenger RNA of Colletotrichum chrysophilum, 2178 nucleotides long. RefSeq lists its product as uncharacterized. The transcript has 2 exons. Bases 1 to 2178 code for a protein of 725 amino acids. The record is from RefSeq and is a predicted model, not a curated record. NCBI's taxonomy places the organism in Eukaryota, Fungi, Ascomycota, Sordariomycetes, Glomerellales, Glomerellaceae.